Messenger RNA from Gastrolobium bilobum, 1023 nucleotides. Its product is annotated as protein RICE SALT SENSITIVE 3-like. The transcript has 7 exons. Bases 1 to 981 code for a protein of 326 amino acids. Lineage: Eukaryota; Viridiplantae; Streptophyta; Magnoliopsida; Fabales; Fabaceae. The record is from RefSeq and is a predicted model, not a curated record.
AUGGAAAGUGGGUUACCCUUAUUUCAGUUUCUCUUGCAGCGUACUCUGAGAACCAUAUGCUCAUUUCCCAAUUCCUCAGGUCCUUCUAAGUGGGUUUACGCUGUCUUCUGGAGGAUAGUACCACGAAACUUUCCUCCACCAAGGUGGGAAUUUGGAGGGACUGCUCUUGAUCGCUCCAAAGGAAAUAAAAGAAACUGGAUCCUUGUCUGGGAAGAUGGGUUCUGUGAUUUUAAUGAAUGUGAACAAGGGAGGAGUGGAUACUUGAACGAUAGGUUUGGAGCUGAAGUAUUCUUCAAAAUGUCUCAUGAGGUUUACAAUUAUGGAGAAGGAUUACUAGGGAAAGUGGCCGCAGAUCAUAGUCACAAAUGGAUUUACAGUGACACUCAUAAUGUAUGUGAACCAAGCUACAUUGCUUCGUGGAAUCCUUCAAUCGAUCAACAGCCAAGGGCGUGGGAGUUUCAGUUCAAUUCAGGUAUUCAGACUAUUGCUGUCAUUGCUGUCAGAGAAGGCUUAGUACAACUGGGUUCAUUUAACAAGAUUGCAGAAGAUCUCAAUUUAGUACUCAGCAUACAAAGGAAAUUCAGCAACCUACAGACCAUACCAGGCGUGUUAUCCAUUCAAAGACCACACCUACCCAAUUUUCACACGAUGGAAAGCAAGGAAAUGGCUCUCUCUGCCUACAACAUGAAUGAAGAAAGAUCCAGUUUUUUUUCCAUGAUAGCCAUAAACUUGGGUAGGAAUCCUCCACAGAAUGGAACAUCAGGGUCACCUCUUUGGUCAGCUUCUUCUUCUUUGCCCAACAUGUCUUGUAGUCUUGGAGCUUUGCUAUCAAAGCUCCCCUCUGUAACUCCAUCCAAUAAUCCCACUCAAGUUCAAGAAACCAAUAGGAUCAACAGCACAGGUCAGAGAGUGAAGCUUGAGGAGUGUGGAUUUCAUAUUGCUGAUGAUGGAGAUCAGAAAGGAAAAGCAAGGUGGUCCUAAACAAAUAAUGUAGUGUUCAAUCUUCAUUCAAAUCUUGACUUG